Owenia fusiformis is the source of this 1582-nucleotide messenger RNA. Lineage: Eukaryota; Metazoa; Annelida; Polychaeta; Sabellida; Oweniidae. The record is from the annotation of a GenBank genome assembly.
UCAGAAUAAAAUUCUAAAAAAUAUUGAAAUUUUUAGUCGUGGCAAAAUCAAUUCGUGUUGCAGAAUACCGACAGUUUAGCUUAUUUUAUUGAAGGUCAGAGAUAAGCAAGAUGGGGAUCACCGACUGCACUUGUUCAAGGGUCUUCUUGAUGUGCCUCAAUAUUGCGUACAUUAUUGUGGCAUUGCUGAUACUUAUCAUUGCUGGUACUCAAUACAAAGCAGCUGGGGAACUAGGAGCUAUAGGAGUGAUUGUAGGCAUCAUAGUAUGUGGUGUCUUUCUACUUGGUAUCUCUAGUGUGGGCCUCAUUGGUGCUAUCACUGAGAACACUAAGAUACUCUUCUGCAAUAUGUUUUUACUUGGAUUUGUUUUCAUCAUAAUGUUCAUUGUGUCAUGUGCAUGCCUAGCAGUUGGUGACAAUGGAAUAAAAAUGAUCGCAGAAACAGGCUGGCAACACGCAUCUAAUCAAGCAAAGUCCAAUGUGCAAUUUAAUUUUGAAUGUUGUGGAUUUGAAAAUGCCUCUUUGGGUGUCAAUGAUCCAUCAGGUAUGGGACACCCAGGAUGUGAUGCGAUUUCUUGCUGUACGGUUAAACAGGUACUAUCUAAAGCCAGUUGUUGUACUGGGUCACCCUUCACAGCAGACCCACCUUGUCCAUGUAAAACUACUUGCUAUGAAAGACUACGAAAAACUAUGCAUUACGCAACCCUAGCUGCUGGUGGAACCGGUUUAUUCUUUAGCUUUACACUGGUGAGUAUGCAAAAUAAUCGAUCAUAUAUAAUAUCUGAAUUUAGCUUGAGUGCUGUAAGAAUUUGAAAGCAAAUGAAACAUAUGUAUGCUGUACCGGAACCACACUACCGAAAUCAUUACCCGGAUGUCCUUGUUCCACUCAGUGCUGGGAUAGAAUGCAGCCAAUUAUGUUCCAUGCCAAAAAAGUAUCUGGAGGUUUUGGACUCUUCUUUAGUUUUACACUGCUAAUUGGAAUCUUGGUACUUGGCUGUAAGUUCAAGAGGAUGAAGGAAGAGGGAACAUUAGAAAGUGCAUAUCUAAAUCCUAAAUCUGAAACACCUGGAGACAAUACAAAUUCUCAGCCAAGCUUUAAGGAUGACGUGGGGACAGGUUCCGGUUAUGACCAGUUUGAAUAGAUCUGAAUGGCCAUGACCACAUCAAAGUAAUCAUCAUCAUGACUACAAGGAGCCAUAAUCAUAUAUAGUCAUAUUUGCGGAGUAUUACAUGUACAUUUUGAAGAAAAAUGAAUGAGAGAUAUCAAAAAGAUGUGUCAUCACCAUGGUAUUAUUUUGUUGCAUCUGCAAUUCUGUGAUAUUGAAAUGGAUGAUAUGGAAGUAUAAACCAUGAUUUUAUUUUACAUUUUUUAAAAAUGUUAAUUUUUUGUCAGAAGCUUUAUUAGAAUAGGUGCGAGUAGGAAUAAUCGUCAUUAAAUAAAAUCACAAAAAGUGAAAUAUCUUUUCUGUAUUGGAUAGAUAAUAUUUUCUUUCACUGGACAUAUUUUGAUUUGCAUAACUAUUAGAUACAUAAGGUUGAUAUGAAAAUUGAACCACUGAAACUGAUGAAUAUUUGAGUUAAAG